CUCUUCCGUCCGGCCAGGAUAAGCUCGAAGAACCACGAUUUCGACGACGGCAAGCAAUGGGGAAAGGUACUGGAAGCUUCGGUAAGAGAAGGAACAAGACACACACUCUGUGUGUCCGCUGUGGUCGUCGGAGCUUCCAUCUCCAGAAGAGUCGAUGUUCCGCAUGUGCUUAUCCUGCAGCUCGCGUGAGGAAAUAUAACUGGAGCGUGAAGGCGAUCCGGAGGAAGACGACUGGUACUGGUCGCAUGAGGUAUCUCCGUCAUCUGCCACGCAGAUUCAAGAGCAAUUUCAGGGAAGGUACUCAGGCUGCUCCCAGGAAGAUAGCUGCGUCGGCUUCGACUUAAGAUUCUGAGGAAUUACAUCCAAACUAAUAUCCGGUAUCAAUCAAGCAUAUUUCCUUUAGGGCAAUUAGUGUAGGUGAACAUUGUUUUGUGCUAUUAAUCCCGUAAUCUGUUUUUAAGUCUUGUUUUGGAAAUUUUGUUAUUCUGAUUUAUGAAUCAUGACUCAUUUUGAUGCAAUCGUUUGUGAUGUUAAACGUUUUGAUGCUC
This is a messenger RNA of Cynara cardunculus var. scolymus (artichoke), 548 nucleotides long. RefSeq names its product 60S ribosomal protein L37-1-like. The record is from RefSeq and is a predicted model, not a curated record. Gene Ontology annotation, cellular component: cytosolic large ribosomal subunit; ribosome. Gene Ontology annotation, biological process: translation. The transcript has 4 exons. Lineage: Eukaryota; Viridiplantae; Streptophyta; Magnoliopsida; Asterales; Asteraceae. Gene Ontology annotation, molecular function: structural constituent of ribosome; RNA binding. The coding region runs from base 57 to 344 and encodes 95 amino acids.